Molecule: messenger RNA, 846 nt
Organism: Cydia splendana
Lineage: Eukaryota; Metazoa; Arthropoda; Insecta; Lepidoptera; Tortricidae
Product: ommochrome-binding protein-like
Exons: 2
Coding region: 17-817 (266 amino acids)
Source: RefSeq, a predicted model, not a curated record
UCACGAAGAUAGAACAAUGCUCCUCCUCAUCCUCAUCAUCAGUUCAGCAUCAGCACAGACCUUCCAGCAGUUCUGUCUACCCUUCCAGAACAACUACUACCAGCCCACCAUCAUCAAGGAGGGCGUCAAAGACGUCCAAAAACUUGUACUCAACCGAAACGAUAACACCCUAUACUUUAUAUUUAACAAAGUAGGAGAUCUAGGAUAUAGUUUAGGUUAUGUAAAUUUAAAUACUAACCUCGCAGGAGUGGUAGAUGGUAUUAGAAAUGCCUCAUCAGUGACCGUAGAUCAAGUAAAUAAUGUAGUAUAUGCUGGCGGUAAAGAAGGCCUAUACAUUGUUAAGUCUAUUGACGAUAGGAAAGAGCUUGAAAAAAUGCCAGUUUUCCACGAUAUUUAUGACAUUUUCUUUAAAGGCGUCCUCUAUUUUAGCACAAAAAGGAGAGAAGCGUUUAGGGUUCGAAAUAAUGUAGUAUACAGACUACCAGCUUUAGCGGGUGUGUCUGUAGAAAAAAUGGUGCUGGAUGAUGAUAAUAAUAUACUUUUUACUGCAAAUAGAAAGUUGUUUCGACUGAAAUUAGGUACUAGGGAUAUCGCGGUGCAUGAAGAUUUACUCGUAGACGGUAUUACAGUGGAUGUGGACUUUAUUCCUUUUGUGACAACCACCCAAGGAAUAUAUGUGUAUAAUAAGUAUAAGUAUGCUUUAGAUCCAGCAUCUAAUGAUAGACUUAGAAGUCUAAAUGCAAUAACGUUUAGUAAAGAAGAUGAAUUGAUAUAUGAAGCGGCAGGGAAUAUAUACAAACUAACUAGGUGUCAGUGAUAUUUAUUAAAACAAGAUUUACUUUAAAA